This is a messenger RNA of Phlebotomus argentipes, 3233 nucleotides long. RefSeq names its product acyl-CoA Delta-9 desaturase-like. Gene Ontology annotation, cellular component: endoplasmic reticulum membrane. Gene Ontology annotation, molecular function: stearoyl-CoA 9-desaturase activity; iron ion binding. NCBI's taxonomy places the organism in Eukaryota, Metazoa, Arthropoda, Insecta, Diptera, Psychodidae. Gene Ontology annotation, biological process: unsaturated fatty acid biosynthetic process. The record is from RefSeq and is a predicted model, not a curated record. The coding region runs from base 412 to 1488 and encodes 358 amino acids. The transcript has 5 exons.
CAAUCAAUUGAACUCCUGCCAUCGCCGUCGAUGGAAGUGUGACUUGCUCGCGCGUUUUCACGAAUCGAUUCCCUCACUUGCACUGCAAGGUAAGGAGUGUUGGCACAUAUUGUCAGUUGUGACAUUGCGGGGUUCUCAAAUACCGACGACAGCCGUGGUGUGUUGGAAGAUAUUUGCCAAAAGCCUGAGAAUUGAGUAACAGUGUACCGGAAAAUCAGGUGAUCACGUCUCUACUCUUCAACAGCCAACCAAAUCAUCCCGUUUCUUCGCGCGGAAUAAUUGCACACAGGCAAAUCAGUUGCCGGGUGUCGACCGAGCGGACACAUCUCGCGAAUUCCCAGUGUGAUUUCGCCAGAGAGAGGAUAGCUGACCACACUUUCCACACAACUCAAAAGCUCUGGUUGCGUAGAAAUGCCGCCAAACGCCACAUCAACCACGUCGACGUGCACAGGAGUGCUCAAUGAGAAUGACGCGGAGACCGUCGAUGGAGGACUGCUGAACAACAUAGAAACCCUGAAGAAGGCCGAGAAGAGGAGACUCAAGCUGGUCUGGCGAAAUAUCAUUGCGUUUGGAUACCUGCAUCUUGCCGCCCUCUUCGGCGCCUAUCGGCUUUUCACAUCCGCCAAACUCUUCACAGUACUUUUCGCUUAUGUACUGUAUGUAAUAUCGGGCUUGGGAAUCACGGCCGGAGCGCACCGAUUGUGGGCACAUCGAUCCUACAAGGCGAAACUGCCGCUGCGCAUCCUGCUUGCCAUUUUCAACACGAUCGCUUUCCAAGAUUGCGCCAUGCAUUGGGCGCGUGAUCAUCGCGUUCACCACAAGUUCUCAGAGACGGACGCCGAUCCUCACAAUGCCACCAGGGGCUUCUUCUUCUCCCACGUCGGCUGGCUGCUGUGCCGAAAGCACCCCGACGUGAUCGCCAAGGGACGCCAGCUGGACAUCUCUGACCUCGAGGCCGAUCCUGUACUUCGCAUCCAGAAGAAGUAUUACAUGCUCGCCAUGCCCGUGAUGUGCUUCAUCCUUCCCACCAUCAUUCCGGUGAUGUUCUGGGGUGAAUCAUGGCUCAAUUCCUGGUUCUGCGCCACAAUGUUCCGGUACACGUUCGUCCUGAACGUCACAUGGCUCGUCAACAGCGCGGCUCACACUUGGGGCGGCAAACCCUAUGACAAGUACAUCAAUCCGUCUGAGAACAGAGGAGUGGCUAUGUUCGCCUUUGGCGAGGGCUGGCACAACUACCACCACGUCUUCCCCUGGGACUACAAGACCGCCGAGCUGGGCAACUACCGUCUCAACACCACCACGGCUUUCAUUGAUCUGUUCGCGAAGAUCGGCUGGGCGUACGAUCUCAAGACUGUGUCGUCGGACAUCAUUGAGAAGCGAGUGAAGAGGACCGGCGACGGCACCCACAAUCUGUGGGGCUGGGGUGACAAGGAUCAGGAUCAGGUGGAGAUCGACCAUGCGACCAUCAUGCACAGGAAGGAGGAAUAGGCUAUUUGAACUGUCAGCGGCGAUUCCGGUGAAGUGAACUCAUAUGAUCAAUCCUUCAGGAAUUACUAUCUACCAUUUAAAUACAAGCAAAAAUAUUUAUAAACUGAAUGUGGAAGGAUGUCAAGGCCAAAUCACAUGGUGGAUCUUUAUAGUUUCAAGAUAGUGUGAUGUGAAAUGAUCAUGAAGAGAGGGUGAGAGAAAGAUAGAGAGAGAAGGAGAGCAUGGGAGAUCAAUGAUGCUGCAAAUCAUACUGAUCUCACCUCACACUGUCACCAACUCUAUGCAACUGUGAAGGUUUUUUCAUUAAUUUAGUCAUAUAAGGCACUUUAUGUGUAGAAUUCCUUACGAGGACAAAAUGUGGAGGUGGAAAGUGGCAGAAAAAGGUACCCAAGAAUGGGUUGCCAAAGUGUUGAUUUCCCAGUGAGCCAUUGUUCUGCUGAGGAGAGAAGGAAGGUUUUCUGUGAGACAAAUAACUGGGAUAUUCAGUGGAUCAUUAUUGAAGAAAUACAAGAACCAUUUAAUAACAUUAUAUUCACUCUAUCUUCUAACAUUUUCCCAAUUCACUAAGAAUUUACCCUCACUUGUAUUUGAAUUUUGAACACUCAGGAAUUUCACUGAAACUAUUCGAGCUUUUUCAAUCUCGCACUUUUUCUACAACACGGAAGAAAAGUACUAAAUAUUUUUUACAAAAUAUAUGAAUCCUUAAUAAAAGAAAAGACCCCUAUCAAUAAUUUUCCACUAUAUUCCGCGAGGUAAUGGAAUAAAUUUAGCGAAGAGAGAAUUUUGCCAAAAUGAGCGGAGGAGGAGAGAUAUUACAGAGAAAGAAGAAAUAUUUAUAUGUAUGAAUGUAUAUAAAUGAUAAAUAAAUGUACGUACAGAUUUAUAUGUAUGUAGAGGAUGGAGAAAAGGGAUGUAAGGCGAUGUGUUUAGGAACUGAAGGCUGCGAAGAAGAGUAGGAUGAAAUAUUUUUUGAAUAAAAAAAAGUAAAGAAGGAAAUCAAGAAAAUAUUUUUAGCAAAAAUGGGGGGAAAAAAUAGAGAAAACAAAUUGGGUUUUGAGGAGGAGUUUUGGUGAGAGGCGAGACGGAAAUAAUUUUAUAUGAUAGGGAAAAUCAAUAAAAAUUGUAUUUCUUACGAAUGGCGAAACUUCAGAGAGGCAAAUUUCUUUUUUAUUACUUUAUCUCGUAAGAAAUUUUUUAUGCAUAGUUAGGCAAGUUGUAAUUGUUAGAGCAUGAGAGAAAUCUAUAUUUAAAGGAAAAAAAAAUCGGCAUACGACAAAAUUUUAUGAUAAAGAGAAAUUAUAUAAAGAAAUUUUCAUAGUGAAAAGAAAAAAAAUCAAUUAUUGACAAUUUUCUAUACACUUUUAUUCACUUUUUAAAGGCAAAAGAAUGGAGAAUUGUGAAUUUCGGGGUGAAAAGGUGAUUUUGUAUGGAAUGGAAAAUUCUUCAGAAUUUCGCAAAGUGUUUUCUUAUUCGAAAGUAAGAAAAAAAAUUGAUAAAGUGUGUUUAAUGGGGGAGAAAAGCAAGACGAGAGGAUUUUGGAAAUGCUCUAUAUUUUCUACUUAGAAUGAUAUUUUUCUCAUGAUUCAGAACCGAAUGUGUGGACGUUAAAAACAAUCCCAGUGGUGAAGUUGAGUUGUGUCAGUGUUUAGGGCUUAUAACUACUGAGAAAUAAACAGAAGAAAAAAAUAUUCCUUUUGUGAUAAAAUGAAAAUCAUUAGAGAAAUAAAAAGUUUUAUGAAAAAUCA